UGUUUCAUCAAUUUGUUUUUUAUUUUCAAAUAUCAGCUAGAUAAUUCUUGAUUGAAAACUUAUAAAUGAUUUUUUUUUUGGUCGUACAUAAAUUGUUGAACUACUAAGUUUAGCUAAUGCAGGAGCUUCGUGUGUUUACUUAUGUAAGAUGAUAUAAUAUAUCUGAUUUUCCAUGUUUCAUCUUCUUGUUACUCAUCAUAAGUGACUGCUGGCCAACCAUAAAUUAUUGAUUGCAGGGACUUAUGGAGGAAAUCAAUGUUGUCUUAAGUAGAAAGGAGGAUGAAGAAGAUUUAACUAAUGAACUAACACGAAUUGAUAUCAUCAAAUGUAUACAGUCGGAAAAAGUUAGAUUUCGAGGUGUUAAACUUUCUGGCCUUGAUCUUUCAAAACUGGAUUUGUCUUAUGUGGACUUCACCCAUGCUUGUCUUAGAGAUGUAUUCUUCUCACGUGCAAACCUACGGUGUGCCAAGUUCCGGAAUGUGGAUGCUGAGGGUGCGAUCUUUCAUAAUGCAAUUUUGCAAGAAUGUGAAUUUACAGGGGCCAAUCUGCGCGGAGCUUUAUUAGCUGGUGCUAAUCUUAAGAGUGCAAACCUACAAGAUGCAUGUUUAAUUGGUAGUAGUUUCUGCCAGGCUGACCUCCGAUCUGCACACUUACAGAAUGCCGAUCUUACUAAUGCCAAUUUAGAAGGAGCUAUACUAGAAGGAGCCAACUUGAAGGUAAAUAUUAAUAGCUUUAAGGUAAAUAUUAUUAAACUGUGUUUGUAUUUAUGCAUUUUGGCUUUCAUAUAUUAGUCAUAUGAUAUUUACCCUCUUGUGCAUGUACAGUGCA
Messenger RNA from Humulus lupulus (European hop), 828 nucleotides. RefSeq names its product FH protein interacting protein FIP2-like. Bases 243 to 791 code for a protein of 182 amino acids. Lineage: Eukaryota; Viridiplantae; Streptophyta; Magnoliopsida; Rosales; Cannabaceae. The record is from RefSeq and is a predicted model, not a curated record. The transcript is spliced from 6 exons.